CAUCUACCUACUCAGUGCUACUGUGGGUUCUGUUAUCUUGACCUCGGAAAACCUCCGUGUCGGCGCUGCCAUCGGGAACGGACUUCCGGGGCACACUCAGUGGGUGGGACAGCCAGCACCCAAGGUCCUCAUCUCGGAAUACUUCUCUUCGUACAGUUUCCGCUGAAAGACUGUGAGGAGGCAUAUUCCAGCCGGCAAGCGGCACCCUCACGAACGUCUUGUUUGGCUGGCCCCGGAAGCCAACGGCCUGCGUCCUCGGCGGUCACCGUGGGCCACCGUUACCCCUCGUGCGAGACCCACUGCGGACUCUACACCGACCAGGCCGGGGCGCGGGGGUUCGUCAGAAAUCAGGGCUCUUUUGUCGCUCACAAGAGGCUGGAAAUCGUGGUCAUGGGAAGAGAUUGA
Messenger RNA from Colletotrichum abscissum, 405 nucleotides. RefSeq lists its product as uncharacterized. The annotation marks the transcript as partial. Lineage: Eukaryota; Fungi; Ascomycota; Sordariomycetes; Glomerellales; Glomerellaceae. The transcript has 2 exons. The record is from RefSeq and is a predicted model, not a curated record.